Molecule: messenger RNA, 705 nt
Organism: Protopolystoma xenopodis
Lineage: Eukaryota; Metazoa; Platyhelminthes; Monogenea; Polystomatidea; Polystomatidae
Source: the annotation of a GenBank genome assembly
GUAGAUAUUCUCACCGAACUGGCAUUUCACUUGGUCUAUUUGCACUUCGCCUGCCCGAUCAGUCUGUGCACUGGUUGUCUCUUCCUUGGAGGGUGCUGUGGCUACCGUCUGCCUGUCUGCCUGGCCCGACUCGUCUACUUAAAGAUCCCCAAAGUCCCCGGAGAGCCCGCCGCUCCACCCGGCGCUUUUGGUCAGCAUAAGGAGGCAAAGCUUUGGACAACUAAGUUUAUGGAUUCCGCGCCACCAGAAUCUUACAGUCUCUUAGACAAGCGUAUAUCUCAUGUCUUUUCGCCAGCUGCUGAUCUGCAACUCAAAAGCUUUUGGGAAAAGUUUUUACUCAACUCCAUGUGCAAUGACAAUAAACGAACACUAUUCAAGACUUAUUGCCUUCAAUCACUGGUCGGGUGGAAUGCAAAAGCUCUGUCAGCUUCCAAAUGCGAAUGUUUGUCUGGUGAACUGGCAAACAAAAAAGAACUAGGACUAAAUCCAAUCCAGGGGCUCCAGGAUACCACUUCGGUGGACCACAUUAAGGCAUAUUCGAAGGGUACCAGAAAGAUGGUCGCUGAAGAAUAUCAAAUGUUGCAUGUUGCUCUGUGCAUCGAAACAGAGUCCCUUAAGAAUAUUUUCCACCAGCAGUAUGCAUGCGAUAUUUUGGAAAAAGUGCCUCUAGCUGAUCCUUCUGAAGGUGAGAAAGUAUGGUUUUGA